AUGAGGAGUGAUGUGUUUGUUGCCUGCAGAGAUGGAGAUCGCAGCAGUAUUCAAAUAUUUUAUUGGGAGAACCCUGGGCUUCUGCAAGAGCUUGCAUUUGAAGAAAACACUAUUCUCCACAUCGCUGCAAUGGAAGGGCACAGUGAAAUUGUUUCAUGGGUUCUUACCUACUUGAGUGGUUACUGUUUUUUGACUAAAUCUCGCAAUGCUGAUAAAAAUACGGCAUUGCAUGAGGGUGCUAAGGGAGGGAAUGCGGAGGUAGUAAGAACUCUGCUUGCCUACAAGAAGUCUGCUGCCUCUAAACGUAAUCAGUUUGGAGAAACGGCUCUGGUUAUAGCAUCUGACAACGGUCAUGUGGAAGCAGUGAGGCUUUUGAUGGAAGCCACUCCAUGGUUUAUGACUUUAUGGCCAAGGAAUGACCACCAAACUUGCCUUCACGUUGCAGCUUAUGAAGGCUAUCUAGAUGUAGUGAAGUUGAUAUUAGGGAGGUUCAGUUAUUGGGAUGUAGUACAUCUUGUAUGUCUUGUUCAUGAUGUGCAUGGUGCAACUUCAUUCCAUAUCGCUGUUCAUGGAAGACAUCCAGAUAUUGUUAAUGAAAUAAUGAAAACAAACUUGAAAUCAUGGUGGUGUAGGCAUUGGUUUGACAACAAUCUGAUGAUUAAAAAGGAUGAGCUUGGUAGAUGUCCAAUUCAUGUCGCAAUCAUGAAAGGCUGUUUGGAGAUAGUUGAGAGAUUUAUAUUUGUAAUGCCAGAUUGUGUAGAAAUUCGUAGUGGAGAUCUUAAAACUCCCCUACAUUUUGCAGUGGAGUAUAAUAAAAGUGAUUUGGUAGAGAAACUCCUCUCUCCUCUCAGUCCCACAAAAGUUGCGAAAUUGGUGAGCUGUGACCAUGACAUUUUUGGCAAUACCACUCUACAUUUGGCAGCUAAAAAAGGAGUGGACCAUCAGGUGGAUGCUGUAAACAAUGAAGGCCAAAGUGCACUCAACAUAGCUGGUCGUCUUCAAAGUGAUAAAAAUCCCAAUUUUAGUAGGAUUGAAAGGAUUCUAAGUCAUAGUUUCAUAUGGCAUUCUAAAGCUCUUAGGCAACAGGAUCAACAUAGAAGCCAAAACAACAACAAUGAGGAUACAGUAAUGCCAAUGGACACAUUAGUGGCAUCUUUAGUUGCCUCAAUCACAUUUGUUGGUGCUACUGAUGCUACUGAUGGGAUUAUUGGUGUUGUUGAUGUUGCUGAUGGCUUUGAUGCUACUAAUGGGAUUAUCAGUUUUAUUGGUGCAGAUGGUGUUUUUGAUGUCACGGAGAUAAUUAAGAAUGGCCUCUUUGGAGUAACUGGCUGA
This is a messenger RNA of Cryptomeria japonica (Japanese cedar), 1332 nucleotides long. RefSeq names its product ankyrin repeat-containing protein ITN1-like. Gene Ontology annotation, molecular function: protein binding. NCBI's taxonomy places the organism in Eukaryota, Viridiplantae, Streptophyta, Pinopsida, Cupressales, Cupressaceae. The record is from RefSeq and is a predicted model, not a curated record. Bases 1 to 1332 code for a protein of 443 amino acids. The transcript is spliced from 4 exons.